GAAAGCGACGGGAGGGGGAGAAAGAGUCCACUACGAAAAAUUUAAACUCAUUCAUUCAUUUGAAUGAGAAACAACCUAGCAACCGCUUGAUCGUAAAGAAGAUUCAAAGCGAAAACCAAUGAACUAGAAAAACGUUGACACGUCCUUCGAGUUACAAACGACGUCAACUUUCGGAGCUUCUUGUAGAUAUCGCGCGCUACAAAAACACCUCGUUCCUCUAUUUAUUUUUUUUUUUUUUUCUAUUUCAAACACUUGUUUGCAUUUAACACGAUUUGAUUGAGAUACCGUUGCUCCAAUCAAAAGACAAGCGCGUGUCACGUCUAAUCCGCACUCUAUUGCCAACCUCUCUCUCUCUCUCUCUCUCUUUGCGUUUGACCUGUUGGCGGGGCGUUGGUGCUUUGGACUUUUCCCCCCUUCACGACUCGGUCCACUACGCUGCUCUAGAGGAAACAGAUCUAUUCGACCACACUACUCUUAAAGUAACGCUUUAAAAUGGCCGGAUCUAACAGUAUCGAUGCGGUGAAGAGAAAAAUCAAAGUUUUACAACAGCAAGCGGAUGAGGCAGAAGAAAGAGCCGAGAUUUUGCAGCGACAGGUCGAGGAGGAGAAGCGUGCUAGGGAGCAGGCUGAGGCAGAAGUGGCAUCUCUGAACAGGCGUAUCCAGCUAGUUGAGGAGGAGUUGGACCGUGCUCAAGAGAGACUGGCCACAGCCCUUCAGAAGCUGGAAGAGGCAGAGAAGGCCGCAGAUGAGAGCGAGAGAGGGAUGAAGGUGAUUGAGAACAGGGCUCUGAAGGAUGAGGAGAAGAUGGAGCUCCAGGAGAUCCAGCUCAAGGAGGCCAAACACAUUGCUGAGGAGGCCGACCGCAAGUAUGAGGAGGUGGCUCGUAAACUGGUGAUUGUUGAGGGAGAGUUGGAGCGUACAGAGGAGAGAGCAGAGCUUGCUGAGAGCCAUGUCAAGCAGAUGGAGGAGGAGUUGAGAUCUCUUGACCAGACAUUGAAGACUCUGCACGCCUCAGACGAGAAGUACUCCCAGAAGGAAGACAAGUAUGAGGAAGAAAUCAAGAUCCUCACUGAUAAGCUGAAGGAGGCUGAGACCCGUGCUGAGUUUGCAGAGAGGUCUGUGGCCAAACUGGAGAAAACCAUUGAUGAUUUGGAAGAGAAACUGAGAAAUGCUAAAGAGGAGAACGUCAAGAUCCAUGCCACUUUGGACCAAACCCUGAGCGAGCUCAACAGUUUCUAAGGACCUUGACCAGUAAUAACCUCGUCUUCCCUUCAUGACACCCUCAUCUCAUUUGGUCAUCUCAUUCUUCCAUUUUCUGAAACCUUGUUCUCUUGUUUUGUUGGGGUAGGGCUCACCAAGCCAACCAGCAAAACAUUGGUGCCUCUUGAUGUCUUAAAUGUACUUUUUUUUUUUUUUUUUUUUUGGGAGCACUUGUAAAGCUUCACUGCUCAUCUCAGAAAAUCCCAAGUGAUUUUGGCCAGAAUCUAUUAUGGUAUUCCAAAAGUGUCAAAUCAUAUGUGCCAGUCCUGAGAUGGCUUUUAUGUUCAGAGAUUUUGUGUUUGUGGUGUACUUAUUUUUCCACAUCUAUUAUGGCCAAAAUAUUCCCCACCAUUAUACAAUAAUAAUAAAAAAAAAUAAAAAAUUCUUCCUUCACCUGUUUUACCGCAGGCAAAUUUACAUGCAAUUUUGUGCUGUAAAAGCCAUCUUGGAAAAAAAACAAUGUCAUGGCUUUUGUAUGGUACAUUUGUCCUGUUGAUAUGACCCAGGAUGUUUCCGCUGUUCUUGUUGGUGCCUGAUGCUUCCCUGCUAUCCUCUUCUACCUCUUCACUCUCACCAUUCUGCAAAAUAUUUUGCUGCCUGUUGGUGUCACAGGUUUUGGGACCAAAACCACAUUAUGUGGUCUGUAGCAGUGUGCUCAAUCAUGCCGAGAGGGACCUUUUUGUUUUUUAUUAAAAGCAUUUGCUUCCUUUUUUUUUUCUGUUUUUUUUUUUAAGUAAUAUAUGUAUUGUUUAUUUGGGAUAUUACACCACCCCCCUAUGCGUUUUAACACAAAUCCUUAACUUUUGAAACCACUAUUUUGAAAUGCUGCACUGUUGUGGGCUUGUGGUAGGAAUCCUUUGAGCAGAGGAGACCAAGUCAUAUUAUAUAAUAAAAGAUAACAUAAGAGCCAUAUUCUGAUUAUUAUUAUUUUUUUUAAACCAUGAGUUCAAAGCAGUGUCACUGUCAGAUUCGAAAGGUCCAGAAAGCCGUGUAGAUCUAAAUGUGUAUUAUGAACACCGUAAAUGGGAGAGAAAUGUAACGCAUAAUAGUAUAUAGAAUUAUGGGGUGAACAAAUGGUUUUAACUGGAAAGAGCCCACGAUGAUGUGUAAUCACUUUGUUAAUGUCUGUAUCUUGUAAUGAUGGCUAAAUUCUUAUAUAUUUUUUUUUUUAAUAAAGCUGAUGAUUUUUACUGUCA
Molecule: messenger RNA, 2456 nt
Organism: Xyrauchen texanus (razorback sucker)
Lineage: Eukaryota; Metazoa; Chordata; Actinopteri; Cypriniformes; Catostomidae
Product: tropomyosin alpha-3 chain
Exons: 8
Coding region: 493-1239 (248 amino acids)
Biological process (GO): muscle contraction; actin filament organization
Cellular component (GO): actin filament
Molecular function (GO): actin filament binding
Source: RefSeq, a predicted model, not a curated record